UUCGUUACCGGCACGUUCGUUACCGACACGUUCGUUCCCGGAGCCGGGCCCGCUGCUCUGCCCGCACGGCGGCCGCAGGGCCGGCUCGGAGCGCUGAGUGCUGGCUGUACUCGCUGUUUCAGUUCAGACUUUCCUCUCUUCCACUUUUACCCGAGAGAAAAGGGAGAAGCGUUGGGAAAGGAGGAAACGAGCAAAGCCGCAGUCAGCAGCCCCACAGAACAGCGAAAAUGAAAGGGGAAAGAUUUAGUGCUUUGCUUUUGUCUGCGGUUCUAAGAGCUGCGGAAACAACAGCCUGUUUCUGCAGCAAAGAGAGAAACAUGAUGCACCGCGCCCUGUGAUACUUAAUGUGCUGCUUCUUACCAUUGGGAGGAUGGCUGCUCUGCUCUGUGAGAACUGCUCCAGUCGGUACCAGCAGCCCCAGCUCCGCCGGCCCCUGGAGACGAGCUGCAUGCUGCUUCUGGUCAUGCUUGGGAAGGUGUGCCUGGAUCUCUUCAUGCUGCAAGUUAAGCACAAGAAAGUCAAAGUUAGUUUUAUGGGGUAUUUUUGCGUCUCGCUGGCACUUCUUGAUUUCAUCCUGCUGCUGAAUAUCGCUGUCAUCCUCUACUUGGAGGACUUUGCGCUCUGGGGUGUCAGAUUCACCACGUACCACAUUUGCCUGUUUACUCAGAUCAUUUCACUCACUUACGGCACUUUGCAUUACCCGGUGUAUCUCGUGGCAGGUCUGGAUUAUUACAUGAAUAUAACCCAAACCUCUCAAAUCCCCCGAAGAGGUCGAAGAUUAUUUUACAUUUUUAUUGUGGUUUUUAUAUGGAUCUCUGUAUUUUUUUGUAUUUUGAAAGUUCCCGCUAUCUAUGAAGAACUAGAAAUUCAGAACCAUUUCUCUCCUUAUCAGUGCCCUCUCUUUGUCAGCGUGCAGAGCUACUCUGUCUCGGUUGCCAUGCUGGUUCUCAUAGGCAUAGCUCUCAUGGUCUGCUGGAGGGAAUUGAUCACCAUGCUGCUGUCCAUGAGGGUUGCCUCCUUUGCCAACCAGUCCGUUCUGCUGUUCUCCUACGUGCCCAACAACAACAGCACUUGUUUCAGGCGGCAGCUUCUGACCAGACUCCUCAUCUGUUUUCUUGGUUCUUGGGCACCUUUUGUUCUUCUCCAGUUUAUCAUCUUGUUUCUUGGUGCUUGGGUUCCAGCCUACAUGGAGAUGAACGUCCCUUGGCUGUACUUCAUCAACAGCUUUCUUAUUGCAGUAGCGUACUGGUUUCGAUGUCACGAUGUUGAAUUGACAGAGGAGACGUGGUCUACAGAUCCAUUUGUCAGCUGGAAAUUCUGCUUUAUGCCAUUUGACAAUGAAAACACAGAGCCAGCUGAAAAGCCAGGCACAGUAAUUGUCAUCUGUUAACGAGCUGCUGACUGAAGAGACUGAUAGGGCUGCAUGUACUUUGAUGUUGUGACCAUGUCCUUAUAGAGAACUCAAGGAAGCAUCUCCAGAUCUACAAUCCACAGGAAGAAAAUCUAACAUUUAUGAGUGCAGUAAGGAACAACGCACCAGAACGUGGGAUGCUGCAAUGCUUCUACACUGGGCUUUAUUCCCAUUUCAGAGUACUUAAGAGAAGACCACUAUUUACAUAAAAUAAGUUCUUGGUUAAA
Coturnix japonica (Japanese quail) is the source of this 1638-nucleotide messenger RNA. The record is from RefSeq and is a predicted model, not a curated record. Lineage: Eukaryota; Metazoa; Chordata; Aves; Galliformes; Phasianidae.